Aspergillus wentii DTO 134E9 is the source of this 1425-nucleotide messenger RNA. RefSeq lists its product as uncharacterized. The record is from RefSeq and is a predicted model, not a curated record. NCBI's taxonomy places the organism in Eukaryota, Fungi, Ascomycota, Eurotiomycetes, Eurotiales, Aspergillaceae. The transcript has 2 exons. Gene Ontology annotation, molecular function: FAD binding. The coding region runs from base 1 to 1425 and encodes 474 amino acids.
AUGUCAUUUUCCCACGAAACAUGCGAAGAAACUUCAGUUUUGGUGGUUGGAGGCAGUCUUGUUGGACUUUCCGCUGCCGUUUGUCUGGCUCAUCAUGGGGUGCCCACAAUAGUGCUCGAGCGCCAUGCCAGCAGUGGGCUUCAUCCUCGGGCCAUUGGAGUCAGUCCGCGAAGCAUGGAGAUCUACCGGUCUGUCGGAUUAGAUUCGCAAAUUCCACAAUUACCACCAGAAUUUCGUCUGCGCCGUGCUCGCGUCGAGAGUUUGGCAGGUCGUUGGUUUAACGAGCUUCCUUGGACCGAUUGCAAAGGUUCUUCGUGCUUGAGACCCUACUCGCCCUGUUCCGGGAGCGCAAUGUCUCAGGACCAGCUGGAGCCGGUUUUGAGAAUGCGUGCGAUUGAACUAGGUACCGAUGUACGCAUGAAGAACCAUUUGGUACGAUUCCAGCAAGAUGAUAAGGGCGUGAUGGCUGUCGCGAAGGAUCGGACUGGUAGGGAAUACCGGCUACGGGCAGAAUAUAUGAUUGCAGCAGAUGGACAUCGCAGUUCGGUUCGUGAGGAACUCGCCAUACCACGCAGUGGACGUGGAGUAAUGCAGACAGUCCGCAGCGUCGUAUUCCGUGCUCCUCUCGAAACAUACCUUAACAGGGGAAUCACCCAGUUCAUUGUCGAGGAGGCCGACUUCAAGUGUUUCUUGACAGUCUACCGAGAUGGCCGCUGGAUGCUGGUAGCUUUUGACGAUAUUGAACGAGAUGACAACGAGUUAAGACUGCUGAUCAGUCGUGCAAUUGGCCGCGACAAUGUACCCAUCGAAAUUAUCACCGCCGGCCGCUGGGAGUUGAGCGCGCAGGUGGCAGAUUCAUUCCAAUCUGGAAGGGUCUUUCUGGCAGGCGAUGCUGCUCAUACCCUCCCUCCGAAUCGAGGUGGAUAUGGGGUCAACACGGGCAUCGAAGAUGCUCACAAUCUGGCUUGGAAAUUAGCACAUGUGUUGAGGGGCACAGCAUCAACAAAUCUUCUCGACACAUACGAUAGCGAGCGCCAGCCCAUUGCCUGGCUUCGACACGAACAAAUCUUCGCGCGAGCUGACUUUGAGGAGCACCGCAAAGCCGAUAAAUCGGACAUUGAUGGUAUGAAAGUGGUUCUUGAUGACGUGGCUAUGGAGUUUGGCCAACGAUAUAACUCAUGCGCUAUUAUUGAUAGCAUCAACAAGUGUGACAGCACUUCAUGUGACAAUGGUCCGCUAGAGCGCCCCCUGGCUAUGCGUCCAGAGUGCUGGGCUGGGUUGCCAGGUACUCGAGCACCGCAUCUCCAAAUACAACUUGGCGAAACCUCAAUCUCGACACUGGAUCUUUUUGGUCGUGAAUGGGUUCUACUAUUCGAGUCGGAGGAUUGGCAUCGGGUCCUCGCAACUUGCAAACUGUCCAGGUGA